AAAACCAAGGAAAUCAUGGAUCAGUGAGCAACCCUAGUAAAUGGGCACUAUCAUAUUAGACUCCAAUUUCGUCAGGAGUUUCCCAGCCUCCCUGACAGCCUACCAACAGCCAAAAAGAGACUGACGUAGAUGCAGAGAGAUCCUGUCUUCCAUGCCAAACACAGCAGUGUUGCGGAGAAGUACAGAACCGAAGGGUCCGUCAAUGCAGGUGCCUGGUGAUGCGCUUGUUAAGCUUAAAACAAUAUGGUAUCUUCUUCACCACGCCCAGUAUGGCGUUCCAGAAAACCAGAAGAACCUAGGGUAGUUUUUGAUUGUGCUUCUAAGAGUGGUGGAACAUCACUAAAUGAGGAGCUAUUGCGUGGACCAGAAAAUACUAGCACCCUAAUAGGAGUAAUCCUUAGAUUCGGAGUGGAUGAGGUGGCAGUCACAGCAGACAUAAAGAGAACUUUCCAUCGAGUGUACGUGGCACCAGAGGAUCGUGGAGCUUUGUGUUAAUUGUGGUAGUCUAACGGUGAUAUAUCAAGAGAGCCGAAGACUUAUCAGAUGUUUGUACAUAUUUUUGGAGCCAAGAGUCGCAAGGUACUCCCUUAGAAAGACAGCUAAGGACAACGAGAAAUAUUUCUCGGCAGAGGUCGGGAUUUCUUAAAGAUUUCUAUGUGGACGGCUUACUCAAGUCAUUUGCUGAUGCAGAACAUGCCGUAAACCUAAAUUCACAACUUUGAGAUUUGUUUGCUAGAGGAGGUUUCCAACUCACCAAAAUGAUUUCUAACCACCGUGACGUGUUGUCAGCAUCCUCAGUGGAAGAACGAGCUCCACACAUUAAGGAUCUAGAUUUGAAAUCCGACAGCUUGCCUUUGGAUAGAGCACUGGGGAUCCAUUGGGACGUUGAGCGUGAUAGGAUCAACUUUGUGUUUGGUAAGGGAGAACAGCCAGAGAACCGCAAAGGAGUGCUGUCCUCGAUCGCAACCAUGUAUGACCCACUAGGAUUUGCCAGUCCGUUACUCCUACCUGGAAGAGCAAUUAACCAGGAACUCUUCAAAAUGAAGUUUACUUGGAAUGAUACUCCCCCCGACAAACUGUGUCUUCGUUGGAGAAAGUGGAGAUAAGACCUUAUGAGUUUGCAGGGCUUCACCAUUCCUCGAUGUUUUAAACCAGAAGGCCUUGGUAAAGGCGCACGAGCUGAGCAUCAUCAAUUUGCUGAUGCAUCACAAGAGCUUGGCUAUGGGACAGCCUCGUAUUUACGUCUCAUCAAUGAUCAAGGAAACAUCCAUUGCAGAUUUGUCAUGGGUAAAUCCCGUGUGAGACCCCUGAACGGUGCAAAAACUGUGCCAAAGUUGGAAUUAGCUGCAGCCACCUUGGCAACCCGGAUCGGCAAAGUCGUUACAAAGGAACUAGAAGGAAGGCUGAGGAUUGACAGUGUUACUUUUUGGACUGACCCAAUGAUAGUUCUGAAGUAUAAGGCUAAUGAGAAGAGAAGAUUUGUCACGUUUGUCGCCAAUCGAGUUGCCAUUAUACGACAGGAGUCAGAGCCAAGUCAGUGGCGUCAUGUCCGAUCAGAACUCAAUCCAGCAGACUAUGCCUCUCGAGGAAUCAAAGCCUCAGAGACCAGGAAACUUAAGAAAUGGAAGAAUGGUGCAGAUUUCUUGUGGAAGGACAAAAAUCAAACUGGGACCGGCUACGAAGAAUAGUUGCUUGCCUCAUUCGUGCCUUUCGUAUACCCGCACAUCCACAAUCACAGAUUGAAGUGUACCGAAAUUCAAAGACAAGCUUGAAGUCCAGUCCUACACCUUUGACAGUCUUCGAUGUUAUUGAGGCAGAGAAGAAGAUUGUGCAGGCCGCACAGGCACAGUCGUUCCCUGUUGAGACCGAUAAGACAGUGAUAACAGUUCAACUUGCUCGACUUAAACCAUUUGAAGAUGAAGGAAUAUUACGUGUUGGAGGAAGAUCGAAACAUUCAGAGCUACAGUAUGAUGCUAAGAACCCCGUGAUACUGCCAGGAGAGCACAAAGUUACAGGUUUGAUAGUUCUUCGUUGUCAUCAUUUGACUGGACACGCGGGAACCUAUCAAGUUCUUGCUGAAAUUAAACAACGCUUCUGGAUUGUCAUGGGAGCGUCUUCAGUUAGGCGCGUUCUCCAUUUGCAGCAUUAGGGCUAGACUAUUUUGGACCCCCUUAUGUAAAGACCGGGUCCAACACCAGAUCAAAGAAGAAUGCAAAGCGUUAUGGAUGCAUCUUCACUUCCCUAAGGCACCGAGCAGUCCACAUAGAAGUGGCCGAAGACCUCACUACGGAUAGUUUCAUCAUUGCCGUUUUGUGCUUCGUUAGUAGACGAGGUCCUCCAAGGGUCAUCUAGAGUGAUAGCAGUACCAACUUCAGAGGGGCAGAGUUAGAUGUCGUCAAAGCUUUGCAAGUGUGAGAACAAGAGAAUAUUAAGACCACCUUAACCCGAAGAGGCAUCGACUGGAAGUUCAACCCACCAGCGGUGAGUCACCAAGGCGGAGGUUGGGGAAGACUCAUGCGUUUCAUCACAAGAAUUUUGUACCCAUUAGUUGGAGAACGCCUUUUAAACGAUGAAGCAUAGCAGACAUUUCUGGUAGAAGAAGAGACGAUUUUGAAUGAUAGGCUGAUUACACUUGUGUCAAGUGAUCCGCAAGAUUUAGAAGCGCUGACGCCAAACCACAU
Messenger RNA from Orbicella faveolata, 2681 nucleotides. RefSeq lists its product as uncharacterized. The record is from RefSeq and is a predicted model, not a curated record. NCBI's taxonomy places the organism in Eukaryota, Metazoa, Cnidaria, Anthozoa, Scleractinia, Merulinidae.